AUGGAAGAAAACGAUCAGCUUCAGGGAAUUGUAGAGGAGCUGCAUGACCGAGAGUUAGCCCUAAAUCAAGAGAGCUGUGCCAAGGAACUUCAGUUGGGGGAGAGCCAGAUGGAACUGGAAGAGCUGAGGCUUUCUUAUCGGCAGCUGCAGGUGAAGAUGGAAGAACUCAGAGAGGAAAAGAGUCUCCAAAAUCUAAACAGCACAAGUACCUCACUGCUGUCAGAGAUUGAGCAAAGUAUAGAGGCCGAGGAACAGGAACAGGAGCGGGAACAGUUAAGGUUGCAGCUCUGGGAAGCACACUGCCAAGUCCGAUCUCUUUGCUGCCAGCUCAGAGGCAAUGAAAGUGCAGAUUCUGCUGUAUCCACAGACUCCUCUAUGGACGAAUCUUCUGAAACCUCAUCUGCCAAAGACGUGCCAGCUGGGAGCCUCCGCACUGCCCUGAGUGAACUGAAGAGCCUUAUACUUAGCAUACUGGACACUUGUGAAGCAACGAGUGCACGAAAAUGUGAGGAUGAUGGCUUGGAAGAGCAGAUCAAACGGACUAGUGAAGACUCCAAACAACUCAGAGAGCUAUUACAGGGAGAGCAAGUGAGAAUGAAGCAAACAUUUGAGGAGCUUCAGCAACUUCAUAAACAGGUAACUCUACUGAGUGUUGAAAUGACUGCACUGAAAGAGGAGCGGGACCACCUCUUGGAACUGACCCAGAAUAAUGAUAUGCACGAACAGCUACUGAAGGCCAUAAAGGACCGAGAUGAGGCUAUUGCCAAAAAGAAUGCUGUGGAAAUGGAACUGGCAAAGUGUAGAAUUGACAUGAUGUCACUAAACACUCAGCUACUAGAUGCCAUUCAACAAAAGGUCAAUUUGUCCCAGCAGUUGGAGGCAUGGCAGGAUGACAUGCACAGAGUCAUUGACCAGCAACUGAUGGACAAACACCAGAAGGAAUGGAGCCAGUCUGUGUAUUCCUUCUCCAGGGGCCGCCACGUUAAGCACUGUGGCAAGGUUAGCACUCUGAAUCGCACAGAGCGGCCAGGAGAAGAGCCCAUUGGUUCUGAAGGGAGAAGCCUCUUUUCGUUUCUAAAGAAAACAAAAGCUUAA
Messenger RNA from Staurois parvus, 1095 nucleotides. NCBI's taxonomy places the organism in Eukaryota, Metazoa, Chordata, Amphibia, Anura, Ranidae. The record is from the annotation of a GenBank genome assembly.